Molecule: messenger RNA, 705 nt
Organism: Brenthis ino (lesser marbled fritillary)
Lineage: Eukaryota; Metazoa; Arthropoda; Insecta; Lepidoptera; Nymphalidae
Source: the annotation of a GenBank genome assembly
AUGCUAAAAACACUUGGACUAGUCAUAUAUCUAAAUUCAAUUUAUUCUUUGAAAGAACCAAACAUCUCUCAACUAGACAUAAACGCUAUAAGCAACAUCGUAGCAUCAAAACCAGGCAACAUAACGCAAAUCAACGAAAAUAUGACUCUAGAUUUUUUCUAUGGCAAUUCAAAUUCAACUGCAGAUGGAACAAAUGAAAACAUAGAUUUGAGUUUCCUCGAUAUGGACACCCAAAAUCAUAUUCUAAGUAUAGCCAAAGCAAAAAACGAAGAAACAGAAGCAUAUAUAAAUAAAACAAUUCAAAGACGUAGAAAUGAAGCUUAUUACCACGUGCCAUUUUUCUACAACAAGACUUUAGAUUUGAUGAAACAGUCGAUUUAUGGCACCAGAUACAAACUCCAAGAGACGAGGGAACUUAGGAUGAAAUAUUCUAAGGACCUGCCAUAUAAUAUUGCUAUAUUGUACGGAGCUUUAAUGCAAAUGAGAAUCAAAAUAGAUAACAUAUAUGCAACGUUGAUGAAAUUUCCCUUGCAUUAUAAGUUUCUUUACUUUCUUAUUGUUUAUGAACGAUGUGUUGCGAUAAAUAUGGAUGUAACGGAUAUGGUGAAAAGAAUAUUUGAUAUCGCGGAUAUGUAUAGGAAGGCGUUAGGGGAGGGAGAGGAGAACAGCGAUGACGAAGAAUUUGGACCACCUAAACUAAUUGGC